AUGGCUGCUGCACCGUCGGGCAAGAAACGCAGGGACGACGAUCAGUCCAUUUUCCCGACCGCUGCGGGCGCGGCGAAAGGACGCUGCUUCUUGCUGCAGCCCCGGCAGACUGAUAAUCACGGUGAAGUAAUUAGCAACCGAAGGAAUGCAAUUGAAGGACGCCGGAAAUUGGGUUCGGCGAAGGAAGAGUCUGCCGCCGUUCUGCCGUUGAAACUCGCGUCUCGGGAUAAAGUUUCGUGCACGGUAUCAACGAAGAAGGUUUCUGUAACGACCAAAGAAGACUCGGCAAAGGAAGAUUCUGCUGCUGCUGCUGCUGCUGAUAUCCGGGACAGCCGAGAUUCGAUAUGCCGCAAAGGAAGACACGAGGAAUCGAAAGUUGGCGGGGGCGCAACGUCGCGCAGUCAGCGGGACGACGAUUCCGACGGAAGUGAGGCGAACGACGGGGUUGCGGGGCUGUGUGUUCCAGAUGCGCGAUUACGGGAUCGGGAUCGGGCUGAUCCGGUCGAAUCGGCGCUGCGGGACGAGCUGAACUACCGGUUGACGCUGCACCGGCUGGAAACCGAGGAGAAGCGGCUGAAAGUGAAAAUCGCUGAGAUGGCUAUUCAGGAGAUUCGAUUCAGGAUCCGGGCUCUGAACGAGGACAUUCGACGCGCGGAUGAGCUGCACGAGUUGCAUCUGGCACUUGCGACGGCUCAAGCGGUAAGCCCGAUCGAAUCUCUUGCCAACGCGAUAGCGCAAAAGCGCUAUUCUCCGCAAUACGCUUUUGUCGUCCGCAGUCAAUAGGUUCAUUAUUUUUUUAUCUCUUACCUUUUCCUUUACACGCGCGCGUGCGCGCGCCAGUUUUGUGUCGUUUGAUUUCUUCGCGAGGGACCCGAUAAUCUAAUGUCUCGUUCAAUCGAAGAGCUUUUUCUGGCCUUCGAAUAUAAAUCUACCGUAAUCGUUAAGGAAAAUAUUUUUCAUGGAAACAUAUUUUCACGUAAUACCCUUUGCGACAUUGUACAGAAGGUUUAUAGCGUCAAUGUUGCAACGCGGAAUGAGCCUCGUGAUUACUUACGUGUCGUUUGAAUUUAUUUUGCGGUAAAAUAAAGUCCCUUGACUUUAAUAUUUGCACGACAUCUUGCGAAAAUCUAAAAAAUAUCUCAAUUAUUACUCCAUUAAUAUUUUUCAGGUAAAUUAAAUUUUUGCCUUUGUUAAUUUUUGGUAACAUAUACUGUGAAUAGAUAUACAAAAGUAAAGCCUUGAGGGAUAUUUAUACAGCAUAUAAAGUGUAGAAAACUAUAUAUUUUUUAUUGAAAAGCACUUUUUUAAAUAUACGAUAUAUAGUUUAAGUGUACAUUAUUUUUUCCGUUUUGCAAUAAUUCAAUGUAUUGAAUCACGUUAACAUUGCAGGUUAAAGGAUUAUAUAUUAAAUAAUUAAUAAAAUGGGGCAACCAUUAUAUUGACGAAAAAUUUGUUAGAAGAAAAUUUUAUAUUAUUUAUGUAAACUUUUCUUUUUUAAAGAAACGACUCUCUUGUUUCCACAGGCACAAUACUUUUGUGCGAUAUUGUAAAAAGAUGAGAAAUAGCGAUACUAAUUAGAGAUAAGUGUACUUGUACAUUCUGUACUUUAGGGAUGAUGCAUAAAGAUUUUGUUUUUAUUAACAGAAUACCCAAAGACUGAAUAUUUAAGGAUUACGCAGUUCUACAGGAAGGAAUAGCAGCUGGAAGGAUUCUACAAGAAGGACAGGCGCCGGAAGUUACGUAGAAAGAAAAACAGCCGUGUGUGCUUGAAGUUAUUUUUAUUAUUCGCCAUCAUAUCGUAUGUCACGAUGUCGUCAUUUAGAAAAAACGCAUGGGGCCAUACAAAAUAACAAUGCGCUUAGAUUUUUGUGGUAACCGAGCAACGUCUCGAGGUCGCGUCACCUGCUUGCAUUCGCUCUCUGCUUCCGUUCUUUUUCUCCACCUGCUCUUUCUCCCCAUUUUUUUUUUGCCUUUUCCCUCUCCGUUGCAGACUCAGAGCAAAUGCAACCAUUUCAACGGAUCGUCGAUCGUACAACAAACUACGGAACAAUAAUUUUACAUCACCUAACAAGGUCGCCUUUCGUUCCAUCAGCACCGCGCUUCUACCUCCCUAUCGUUUAACAUCGUGCCUUUCCUUCCCUCCCUCGUUUCCGUCAUCUCGCUCCAUCUUCUUCGCUCCAUACUUAGUAUUUCUCCUCGUAUUUAGUGAUUGUUAAUAAUUAUCACAGAAAGUUCGUAAAACAAUGAUGUUGCCGUUUAUUAAGUGUACGUGUCGUGUUCCCCUCCUUCCGUGUGCACGGAGCGGAUGCAAUUGUUUCGAGUGUGUUUGCGCGCGUGUACGUGUGUGGACAGUAUACGAUGUGUUUAUGGGCGUGUCUCCCUCGAGAAUGUAUAUUAUGCAUUUUAGACGGAAAAGUUUCGCAUGUUGCUGCAAAUAUAGUAACAGUAGUUUAGCGUUAGAGUACAUACUAGCGGUAACAGUAGCGGUACAAGUAGCGAUAAGUAUAUAACGGUACACAUUAGAAUAGCCUUCGUGCAUCUCGCACGCUUAAGAAUAGCGAUAUCUUACUAUAGUAUAGAGAAUAUACUUUUCCAUUUUAUUUUUAACAUUAUCGUCGAAAAGUUGCCCUUUCCGAGGUCGCCGAUGCGUAAAACAAGUGGCGAGGAAUAGAGAGAGAGAGAGAGUGUGUGAGAGAACAAUAGAAGGAGUGUGAGAGAAGGUAUAUAAUUGUGCGGAGAGAGAAAUGUCGGAAAAAACUCAUGCUUAUCCCAGGUUAUCGUGUCUCCGUUCAAUUCCAUUGCAAUUCCGUUUUAGAUUUGUCGCCUCCCAGAGCGCUUGUCCUCGGAAGUGACUAUCGAAGGAAACGUAUGAAUAAUUCACGGUAUUGACCGCCGUAUUUACACUUUGCAAUUUCGCAAUGCCGUUCAAGUAGUAUAUUUAACGCGAGGAUGCUUACAACUUAAAAUCCGCUUACCGCAGAGUGAAACUUAGGAUUAGUACACCGAGACUGUUCCAAAACUGCCGUUACUCUUUCCACCUACGAUUUCUUAAACCGUUUGCAAUUCUUAGAGAAAUAUAGCCGAAUGAUGUUUUCUCGACUUCAAAUUGUUUUUUUUUUUUUUACGCUCAGUUAUUAGUUAAUAUUAAAUUUGUACGUACUGAUAAUUUACACUUAGGCGUAUUAAAAGUUUAUUUCAAAUUAUAAUUAAGCGAUCUUUGGACAACGUAAAACGUCGGAGAGUACAACGGAAACGAGAUAUUCUAGCUAAAUUGUCUCGCGCGUGGUCAAAGGAUUCGUUAAAUGGGAGAAGCGGCAACAGUUUUGGAUACGCUAUAUUAUCACGUAAACGCUCUUGUUAACGUCAACCUUCUAUAACUCACAGUGAAAUAACGUCCUAACAUCUAUUUUCACGCUUAUCGUGAUAGAUAUAUCGAUUCAUGUAUGUAUACCUCUGUGUGAAAUAACCAACGCUUCCCGGAGGAGUAAUACACUCCGAGUGGCUCAAUAACAAUCGGAAAAUGGGUUACAGAAGGUUAAGCCUCACAAUCCUUUACGAGGCACGUAUAAAGCUGCAACUGAUUUAUCUCUGACUAUUAAUAACAGAAAAAAAAAAAAAAA
This is a messenger RNA of Monomorium pharaonis (pharaoh ant), 3620 nucleotides long. RefSeq lists its product as uncharacterized. Lineage: Eukaryota; Metazoa; Arthropoda; Insecta; Hymenoptera; Formicidae. The transcript has 3 exons. Bases 1 to 783 code for a protein of 260 amino acids. The record is from RefSeq and is a predicted model, not a curated record.